GGCAACCCAAUUCCCCUUGGUAAGACUGGUGUCUGACUAUGAACAUAAUUUUAUUAUCUACUCCAUGGUUAAUACAAUCUGCUACAUUAAUUUUAGAAUGGCGAGAAAGGCACAUUACAAAUAUGCGCCAAAAAUAAAACCAAAAACUACCGAAACAUCUUACGAAGCAGCCAUCUUGCCGAUUAUAGUGGUGAAAAGCAAACAGAACACUGUCUUGACCACCUACAUAGGAACACUUCCUGCUACUACAAGCAGAAAAAGAGAAAUAAAACGUAACUACGAAACUGAAUACGACUACGAUCAAUUAAUAAAUGAGUAUUACGAUGAAGCGGACAGUGAAUCUCUGUCCGGCAAUGCGUAUCACAUGAGAAACUCAGGUUUCGAAAUAUCAGAAUACGGAACAUUUCCUGCGCUAAAGCGAAUAUUUUUGAUAAGCCCCACUACGAACUGCUCAGAAGAAAGGGGCAUAGGAAUAGAAGCACUGAAGUGCUUGUAUGAAGACUACAUGGAACAACGUCAGUCGAUGAAUGAAGUACUAGCGCGGUUUUGGAAUAUCUUCGGGAUUUGGAUUAUUGUCUAUCUGGUCAUUGCUAUACCUCUGUGGUGUACGAGAGGUUGGUGUUGCUGCUGCCUCCGCUGCAAGUUUUUCAAGCCUCGGCAGACAAUAGAGGAAGCCAAGAAAUACGUUGUUCUAUAUCCACCAGGAAUAUUCAAAACUAAGUCUGGAGUGAUUUACUACGAGCCCACUGAACGAGAGAGAGAAUGUUACGAAGAGUUUGAGCAUUUCAUUAAAACUUUGUAGAUUA
Molecule: messenger RNA, 806 nt
Organism: Helicoverpa zea (corn earworm)
Lineage: Eukaryota; Metazoa; Arthropoda; Insecta; Lepidoptera; Noctuidae
Exons: 4
Coding region: 65-802 (245 amino acids)
Source: RefSeq, a predicted model, not a curated record